Molecule: messenger RNA, 1677 nt
Organism: Folsomia candida
Lineage: Eukaryota; Metazoa; Arthropoda; Collembola; Entomobryomorpha; Isotomidae
Gene: dup
Product: DNA replication factor Cdt1
Exons: 4
Coding region: 112-1617 (501 amino acids)
Biological process (GO): mitotic cell cycle; DNA replication checkpoint signaling; regulation of DNA-templated DNA replication initiation
Cellular component (GO): nucleus
Molecular function (GO): DNA polymerase binding; DNA binding
Source: RefSeq, a predicted model, not a curated record
GUGAGACUCCAUUGUCCAAUAUUCCCUCCAGAAAUUCACUCUCUCCCUCUUCACACAACUUUUAAUUUUUAAUUUUUCCAUAGUGAUCGUCACUAAAACUAAUAGAAAAAAAUGACGACCCCCUCAAGACCCACCACCCCCACGGUCACGACCCCCCUGCUCACAACCUACUUCAAAACCAAGAAACGUCGCCUGUCCCCCACCUCCACGGACCUCGAACCCCCAAAGAAAAUCCAGAAUAAAGUCUCCUUUGUACAGAAAGGGAUGCUGUCCCCGGAGAAAAAACGACCAAGGUCCGACGACGCGGUCACCAAGGAAACGCCGGAUUUAAAAAAACUGCUGAGCAAGGCGGGGAAGCUGGAGGAGCUAAGGGGCGUGCUCGGGAGGUGGAGGGAGGCGGAGAGGAGGAGAGAAAGUGGGAGGAAGAAGGAAAGUGGGGUGCAGGAGGAGCCGCCACUGGAAAUUGCCAGUGAAGAGAAGUCGCCAGUUAAGGAAAUUAAGGAAAAACCAUCCGACAUUUUCACGUCCCCCGUUAAAUUAAAGGACAUCCAGGAGGAGAAGAAGCCACCAGCCUUUAGAAAGUUCCGCCACUUACUAGAUAAGCAGCCCGUCCUUCUUCCGAAAUCAUCACCACCAUCACUCCCACCCACCCCCAACCUCUUACCCCUCCCCCACCCCUCCACCCUGCUCCUCACCCUCUUCACCUCCAUGGAAACCAUCACCUCGAUCCUCACCAACCGCUCGGAACUCGCGACCUUCCCCAAAAUCCGUCACGGCGUGGCCUCACUCACCCGGAGCGUGGCCCUCCGAGAGUCGCACCUCGCCCAGUUCCUCACCGUCUUGCCCAAUUGCUAUUUGGUCACGAGGGAGGGGAAGGAGCUCGUAGUGAAAUUCCCCCAUGGACACAAGCACGGGUUGCACGGGAGAAAAACCGAGUUUGAAGGGGCUUUGAGGGGAAUUGUCCUGAGGGAGCAUGAGAAAUUCCUGCUAACCUUGACCCCCCCUUUGGUCCUCCCCCCUGACACCGUAAUAACCCGCUACCACCCGAAAUUCCCACUUGAGAAACUCCCCCCGAUUUUACCCUCUCCACUCCCGGAAAUCCCCAAGGAAACCGUGGUCAGCGCCAAGGAGUUGAUCCUCCGCGCCAAGGGACUAGUUUGCGCGGAGUCACGUGACCAGCAGCGCGACGUGGCGCAACCCGCGAAAGUUAACCCCACUCAAAAAGUGGAUUUAAACAAGUUGAAAGGGGUUAGUCGGGCGCUUAUCGAGAAGAUCCGCGCGCGCGAAACCCAGACCCUGGCCGCGACCCUAACAACCCCCCCCGCGACCCUCCACCGCGCCUCUCUCCUGGAAAAACUCCCCCGCCUCGUCCCCAUUCUCCGGAACAUGUUCAAUUUAGAGAAAAAAUGUUCCCUCCUUUUCGACGUUGUCGUGGAGCGCUGCGUUCAUUCCUAUGGCAACGGCGCGCUGCGGAGCGAAAUAAUCCAGCAAAUUAACCUCCUCGCGGCUGUGGCGCCUAAAUUUUUGCAGAUUAUCAAAUUAGACGUCACGUGGGUUAAGGUGGAUUUGGGGUUGAAUUUGGGGGAGGUCGUGGGGGGGAUUAAAUUGGGGGUUUAGUUUUUUGUAUAUUUUUUGAUAUUAAUUUUGGUAAUAAAGUGAUUCAUUCUUUGGCAUAGA